Messenger RNA from Mauremys reevesii (Reeves's turtle), 8037 nucleotides. RefSeq names its product myosin light chain kinase family member 4 (gene MYLK4). The coding region runs from base 1 to 2466 and encodes 821 amino acids. NCBI's taxonomy places the organism in Eukaryota, Metazoa, Chordata, Testudines, Geoemydidae. The record is from RefSeq and is a predicted model, not a curated record. Gene Ontology annotation, biological process: protein phosphorylation; intracellular signal transduction; positive regulation of apoptotic process. The transcript has 14 exons. Gene Ontology annotation, cellular component: nucleus; cytoplasm. Gene Ontology annotation, molecular function: ATP binding; protein serine/threonine kinase activity.
AUGACCACCUCCAGUAGGACGAAUUCUGCUACAUCCAGGGUAAACUCCUUGGUCAAAAUAUUUGAUCCGAGUGCUUUACAAAACCAGGGGCUUGCUAAUGAAGUGGAAACCACCCAAAUUCUUUUUGCUGCAAGCAAACAUGUCAGCUCCUCUGAAAGUUUUAACACCUUGGAUGUGAAGUUUGCCUCCCUUGAUCAGAAAAUAGAUAAGUUGUUGACUGUGCAGGACAAUGUCCUUCAGACGCUAAACAGUGUUUCCCAGGAAAUGUGUUGCAUUGAAAAAGAUAUAGAGAUGUUAAAGGCAAAAGCAACUGAACCUGGACCCACCACAGAAACAAGUGAAAAGCUAAAUAAGUCUGAAAUGAAGGGGCUGUGCAUAGAAAUGACCAGUACCCUUUCUGACAUGAACAAGAGUGCAGAGCAGCAAGCUAAAAGAUUAGAUGGAAUGGAACAAAUAGUGCUGGGGUUACAGGAGCUUAUAGGGUAUGUGGCUAAGAAGUUUAAAAUGUGUAAAAUCACUGAUUUAAUUCUCAAAAACAAAGCUCCUCCUAAGCUUGUCAAGGUUGGCAGUUACUUAAAGAAAUAUAAGGUUGGAAACAAUUCCAGAGUGCAGACUUUCUCAGACAAAAGGGAUACGGGCACGUCCAGCAACAGAAACGAAAAGGCCAUCGGGGAUCAGAAAGAAAAGGAGAAGUCAUGUUUAAGUGCGAAGGGAACAAAGUCUAUAAAAAAGAAGAAACCACCCGAUUCCACAGAGGGAGCCAACCAAGAAAACCAGUCCUGCCCUUACAAAGAAACGGUCCAUAUGCUCAAUAAGGAAAAUACUAAAAAGGCAAGUGCUUUUUUGGUUCAAAGGAGUUCUCCCAAAUCUCAAGGGCCAAAGGACAAGGGAGAGGAUUUAGCUUUGAAAAGCCAGAAGGAACACACAAAGAGCUCUGUUCAAACAUCCUUUAGUGCAAGAAAGAGCCAAGGAGCAGAGGUUGCUGUUGAUGACAAUAGCCAAAGGAUAACAGGGCAAGAUGAAAAGAAGGAAAGUGAAUCCCUGGAAGGUGUGAAGAGGGCUGGUGGACAGCAAUUGCCUGAAGAAGAAAGGCAAGAGGAGGAAGAAGAGGAUGAUGCUGGUCACUGUGGAGAAGAGGAAGAAGAAUCAGCAACUGCAUCCCAAAAUGAACAUGAGGCAGAGGAUGAUGAGCGUCCAGCAGAAAGCCAGGGACAAGAUGCACGGCUUCAAAGGUGUAAAGGCAGUGAAAAAGGCACAGGAAGCAAACCAUCAGGGACGUUCUCCCAGAAUGCUGAGCAGACCUGCCAGCUUGAGCAUAGAGGCAGCAGUAAGCGUCGAGUGAAUGAUGAAGGUCUAAUCAAAGCUGACAACAAAAAGAGCAGGGUAGACGCAGAGAGUGCUGGUGACAAAUGUAAACGUAAAGAGGCCAUUAAACCAAAUACUCCACAAGACAAACCAAAGGCAGCUGAUUCCACUGGUACAGAGAGUGAUAAUCAAGCAGAGGCAUCUAUAGAAGAUUUGGUGACUGUAAUUGACGAUUGCCCUGUUCCUCCAGCGCCAUUUGAUCACCGGAUUGUCUCAGCCAAAAAGGGAGUGGUCAACAGUUAUUAUGAAGUCAACCGGAACGAAGUUCUGGGAGGAGGGCGAUUUGGUCAGGUGCACAAAUGUGAAGAAAAAGCAACAGGUCUCAAGUUAGCAGCAAAAAUUAUAAAAGCCAGAGGUGCUAAAGAAAAGGAAGAAGUAAAGAAUGAAAUCAAUGUCAUGAACCAGUUGAACCACACAAACCUUAUCCAGCUGUAUGAUGCCUUUGAAUCCAAAAAUGACAUUGUUCUGGUCAUGGAAUAUGUGGAUGGAGGAGAAUUAUUUGACCGAAUUAUUGAUGAUAACUACAGUUUAACAGAGAUGGAUACCAUCUUGUUCACAAAACAGAUCUGUCAAGGGAUUCAAUACAUGCAUCAGAUGUACAUUCUUCAUUUAGACCUGAAGCCCGAGAAUAUCCUGUGUGUGAAUCGAACUGCUUAUCAAAUAAAAAUUAUUGAUUUUGGAUUGGCAAGAAGAUAUAAACCCAGAGAAAAACUUAAAGUGAACUUUGGCACUCCGGAAUUCCUCGCUCCUGAAGUUGUGAACUAUGACUUUGUCUCCUUUCCCACGGACAUGUGGAGUGUAGGAGUCAUUGCCUACAUGCUGCUCAGUGGAUUGUCUCCUUUUCUGGGUGAUGAUGACAAUGAGACUCUCAACAAUAUCCUGGCUUGUAGCUGGGAUUUCGAAAAUGAGGAAUUUCAAGAUGUUUCUGAAGAAGCCAAAGACUUCCUCUCAAAGCUUCUAAUCAAGGAAAAAAGCUGGAGAAUGAGUGCAACUUCAGCCUUAAAACAUCCUUGGUUAUCAGACCACAAACUCCAUUGCGGACUACACAAGCAGAGGAAGGCUAAGUGCCACUCAAAGUCUCAAGCACCCAUGGCUCAAUGACCUUUCCAAGAAAGCUGCCAAAUGGAAGAAAAGCUGCUGUGUUGUUACUGCUGAUAAGAGAUUUGGAGAUAUCAGCAGUUCUGGUGCUUUGACCUUGUGAUGACUUGAGGCUUUUACUAAGUGGACCAACACCACUUUAGCUGCAGGAAAAGUCCCAGCAUUAUUGAUCUACUUUUUCUUGCUUCAGCUUUCAAAAGAGGAAAACAACUGCUGCAGUUCACAGGAAGAUGUCUCUGCCAGAACACCAUGUAAUUUUUGUCUGAGAUUGCUAUGCUAGUUUGAGUUCAGAAUAUUAUCCGUCUUGUCUUUGCUUUCUUGAUUUAGCUAGUGAGAGAUCUUUGGGGUUUAAAUAGCAUUGGCUCUUUCUCAUCUCAGCCCAGCAAGCAGAAGAUCUCUGCAUUACAAUAGUACUUGGAGUUCUAGUUGAGAUUGAAACCUCAAAUUGCUUUUAAAAAACAGCUGGCUGCACAUUUAAAACUGAUUAUUCUCUGACAGUGGCAUCAACAAGGACUAACCCCACUAAAGUUAAAGAAGCUACACCAGUGUGUUAACAGUCUCACAGACAAGCUCUCAGUGUACUCUAGUGCCUUUAGACUAGAGCAUGCUGCAUACAGGACUGCCUUUGGUGUUUCCUAGCAUAUCACAUUGGUACUGUUUUAAAUUCAGUUCGGUUAAUAACAUACAAGAGGAUAUUUUGUUAUUAGGACACCCAGAUUCUCAUCUCUAGUGUAAAUGCAGAAUUAAGCCCUUGACUUCAGUAGAGAACAACUUCAAAUCCGUUACUUUGGAUUUAUGCCAAUGUAACUGGCUAACUCCAUUGUUGGCACUGAAAUUAAGCUUAUGCAAAACUAGUUUGUGAGAGGAGAAUCGGCCCCCUAAUCCUCACAACCCAGAGUGUCCUGUUUGCUUCUAGGAAAUAGCUUAUUUCAAAGCUCGCCAAAAAAAAAAUAUAUAUAUUUUCUAUUGCUUCUCCAGAUUCCAAGCUGUUCUGAUACAUGGCUAGAAGAGGGGACUGGGAGUCAGGCUACCUGUACUCUAUUCCCAACACUGUGUGACCAUGGGCUAGUCACCUAAACAGCCUGAGCCUCAGUUGUCCCAUCUGUAAAAUGGAGAUAAUGACACUUACUUUUGUAUAGUGCUUUUUGUAUUAAAGACUAGAUAAAUCCAAAGUGUCAUUAUUAUUUUACUUUACUAUGCUGACAUAUUGUUGUGGCUUUGGAUUUUUUUUAUUUUGACUAAUCAGUUUCUAAUUAAGCAACAUGUCAACACAGCCCAGUAUAUUUUUCUUGAAAUAAUGGCAUAUCUUGCUACAAGGUAGAAGGGUAAAGGCCAACUCAAUUUAACAUUAGAAUGGCAAUAAUUCCCACAUCAUGACUGUCAUAUCUUUGUUCUUAUGUUUGUAUAUCAAAUUUCAAGGAAAGAGUCAGAUGAAUACAUUUAUUGGACAGCAUGCAUGUAACAUCCUUGACAGACAAUUACAGAAAUCCAAUUUUGUCCAGAGUUCAAAAGGUGUUUAAUAGAUAGAUAGAUAGAUGCUCUUAAUGAAAGCUAGUGUAUACAUGCAUACAUAUAGCAACAUUACUACCACAGUACACUAAAGGAAGAACCAAGAAAGCAUAGAAAGCACUGUCCCAUUUUGACUGCUCCUAUCUCCUGUUUAAAGUUUUAGGGCCAAAUCUUUAGGCCCAAUUAAAGGAUUAGAAAGCAUACCUUAUACUUACAGUGAUAGUGUCUAGAGCUCAAUCUGUUUAGCUUAAAAAGGUUAGUGGGUCACUUGAUUACAGUCUGUAAGUAUCUAUAUAGGGAACAAAUAUUUAACAAUGGGCUCUUCAGACUAGCAGAGAAAGGUAUAACACAACCCAGUGGCUGGAAGUUGAAGCUAGAAAAAUUCAGAUGGGAAAUAAGGCAUAAUUUUUUAACAAUUUCCCAAGGGACAUGCAAUCCAUCGCUGACCAUCUUAAAAUCACAAUUGGAUGCUUUUCUAAAUGAUCUGCUCUAGGAAUUAUUUUGGGGAUAUUCUGUGGCCUAUGCUAUAUAGGAGGUCAGACUAGAUGAUCAGAACUGCUCCUUCUGGACUUGGAAUCUGUGAAUCAAUCAUCAUACCUAGUCCUAACUCAAAUAAACUCCCACUGGCAUCAAUGGGAGUUUGUCUGUGAAAGUACUGAAUAAAAUCUAAGCAAGAGAAAUCAGGAUUUGGCCUGUCAGCUGCUUAUUGUCAGUCACUGUUCUCCUUUGUCUAUGCAAAAUAAGUGUGAACGCUACUAGAAAACCUUUUGAUAAAGCUAGAAUUCAUAUGAUGUGUUGCUGUUCUGACUACACACGAGAUCCUUGAUACUGCUAGCAGUUUGUAUGAUAAACAAUUCAGUGACCAGACUAAAAGCAGCAGGCUAAAACUGCAAUGAUGAGAUUUCACUUACACAGUUCAGGGCCAGUAUUUUGUUGUUUUUUCCUUAGUGGUUUUUAUGUAACUUGCAUGUAAUUUUGAAUCUUGAUAAUUAUACUAAAAUAAAUGUGUGACUAUAGUCUUAUAACCACUACCUGCUUUAAUAUGAAAUUCAGCUGAUGGCAUUUGGUGUUUCUGGGGAAUAAAGAAGAUGCAUACACUUCAGUAAUAAUUAAGAGCUAGAUAGUUCCUUAAAGAAAUAGACCCGUAUUAGCAGGGUGUAGAGGGAUUGCACUGAGUUGGAGUCAGCCACGAUUCCUCCAGUGAUGAUAGGGGAAUGUGGUCUCUGCUGUGCUCUUUUACAGGGAACAGAGUUCACUACCACCACCUCCUCUUUUGGGCAUGCACACAUAGACACAUGAAAGCUAUGGGACCCCAACAUUCUCCAUCUUCUUUGGGAGGCUAGUACCACUGUCAACAUCAGUCUAAAACAUUUUUGGAGCUGCAUGGUUGGCUUGGCUCUAAACCAGGGGUUCUUAAACUUCAGUGCACCACAACCCUGUCCUGACAACAAAAUUAUUACAUGAUCCUGAGUGGGGGGGAGAGCAGGUGGAGCCUGAGGGUCCCAGCCCUGGGUCCCGGCCAGUCUAAUGCUGGGGAGAUCCCAUUAAACUGUCCCGACCCACAGUUUGAGAACUGCUGCUCUAAACCAUUUAAGGGUGCAGGGUAGGGGAGAGGAGCACUUUUUGUUCUCUCCUUCAUUUGUGCACGUAUGCAGGGCCAGAUCCAGCAUGGCCCCUAAUAUUGUAAAUAUACUCCAGGGACUUGACUUUCACUCAGAUGCUAAAAUACAAGGUGAAGGCCAGAUUCUAAAGUCUUGGCUACGAUAGUGUUUAUUUUUAAAUUUCCGACUGUUGCACUGUCAGCAGUGCACCUCCGUCAGUUGUGGCAGUGGUGCAAGCUGUGAUGUAAUCAGGCUGUUAACAUCUGAUGGGGUUUUAACCAAAGAUCAUCUAGAUCUGCUGUCAGUGCAAUUAGAUGACAUGUAUUUUAUCUCACCUGCUAUUGAUUUACAUUAGUACUCCUAGUGCUGAUGAAGCUGCACCAGCAACGGAGCACCAAUGUGAAAUAUGAAGGAAAAUGGUAGUGUAGCCUAAAUCACUGAUCUGCUGUUAUGUUCAUGUGUGCAAAUGGAGUAAUGGAUUUAUUUAUUUAUACUUAGUGUAUCUUGCAAUGAGCACUAUAUAUUGCAGGUUAGGAUCCAACCCAAAGCAUGAUUGCAGAUUCACCUUCAAAGACCAUAACUUCUACUGUCAUGAAUUCAACAAGAAAUUCAAGAGAUCAAGUUAUCCUUUAUUCAUAAAACUGUUAGGGGGCACUCUUCAGACAAAUUAGGACAUAUUUGCCCUGCCCCUAGUUGUUUAUAGUCUCAUUUGCACAUGACAGUUUGUACUGAUUUAAUUAUCAGCCCAUAGGCAUUGAACAAAAAUGUAUUUUGUAACAGCUCUGUUUUUUGCAGACUGUUAAAUUUACAUCAACAAGUUAUGUACAGCUGUGGGGGAGCAGGACCCAAACAGCUGUAUUUUUAAAAAAAAACCUACUCUCAGGGUAUGUCUACUCUACCUGCCAGACCAGCAGAGAGUGAUCGAUCAAGCGGGGGUCAAUUUAUCACGUCUAGUCUAGACGCGAUAAAUCGACCCGAGCACUCUCCCGUCGACUCCUGUACUCCACCGCCGUGAGAGGCACAGGCAGAGUCGACGGGGGAGCGGCAGCAGUUGACUCACCACAGUGAAGACACGGUGAGUAUGUCUAAGUACAUCGUCUUCAGCUGCGUUAUUCACAUAGCUGAAGUUGCGUAACUUAGAUCAACCCCCCCCACCCACCACCACUGUAGACCAGGCCUCCGAUGUGAGUGUUUAGCUCCCUUUAAUGCCAUGUAUGUGCAGCUAAAGGUACAAUUUGGUCCUCAAAAUCACAAGCAUGGUAUAGCGUGGGGAAAGUAACAGCACUGUUGUCAAUGUUGUAACAUUGAUAAAAUAGAUUUUAUUUCUGCAGUUGAAUAUGAGGCAAUGAGGAAAAUGCCCCCUGUACAUAGCUUUCACUAUGCUUAACAACAAAUGGCUUAAAUAGCUAUUAAUAAUCAUUAGUGCUAAUAGAAGUGUGUCUUAUAAAAUGUUGUUUGAAAUAUUCAGUUGUUUUCUGGCUGUUGAAAUUUUAGUAAAAUAAUACUGACACAAGUUCUUUAGAGUUUUCGAAAGGACAAUUCUGUCUCAUUGCACUUUGAACAGCAUGCCGUCUUGUUUUCUUUUUAAUUCUGGUUUGUUGGUUUCUUUUCUACAUAAUAAGUACACCUAUUGAUUGCUAUUUUAAAUUAUUCUUUUGUUUAAACACAAUUUUUUAUUUUAUACUAGCUUAAGAAAAUGGAUUUAAAAUAACUAUGUGAGUGUCUGUGUGUUUGCUUAUUGAUUUUGUUGUAUAUUGCUUUUUGAGAUUUCAUUUGGAAACUGUGAAUUCCUGUCAUUUGCACAAGUUUGGGUGCAAAGGGCACUUUACUAGCUGGGGUUAUUACAUUCAGCUGUAUAUUCACAGAUGGGCAGAGAUGGCUGUAGCUACUGCAGUUGUAACCAGCGAACAGAGUGGAGUAGAAGCAAUGGUAUGAAGGAAAAAGGUGUCAAAAUGCAGUAUCCAGUUAUGUAUGCUCCCACAUUGUCCCAAAACAGCAACACCUUUUCUAGGUGAAUAAAUUUAAGGGCCAGAUUAUGGGAACUACAUUGAUUUAAAUCAUCUGAGGAUCUGGCCCUAAACUUGAUUGUAGAGAGGAAAACAACAUCCAUCAGUGGCUCUUCAGAGUGCUCAGUAAUAGUAUCUGAAAGGGUUGGGACAAUACGGUUCUUUACAUGUUCAAGUACUGUAUGACAAAUGUUCUCUAGUUAAGCCAGUGCCAAUAUGAGUUGGAAAUUAUUAUUUCCAUUUGACAGAUGAGGCAGAUAAAUAAAGUGACUUGUCCAAGGUGGAAGGCAACUAGUGGCAAAGUUGGGAUUAGAACUAAAUGCAUCCUGGUUAUCAACCCCAGACUCAGUUAUUUUAGGCAAGAUACUGGUAGCUUCUCAACUUGUUACCCGUGGUGAAUACCAUGGAAGUUAUGAGUGAGGAAAAUCGAUAUUGAUUCAUGAGUUUUAGUAAAAAAA